UUAAAUAUUCAAGUACAUUCUUAAGCUCUGGGUAAUUCAUAAAUAAUAAAUUAGUAAAUUUCCUUUUGGAACCAUUCUCACAAUUUUUGAAAGGCGAGUUUUACCAUUUUAUCACCGCAAUUCGCUUGCUCCAGAAGUUCCUAAGUGGAAGCCUAAGUUAAAUAAGUGUUAGUUUAAAAUGCCUGAGUGAACCUAAGUUAUUCUUCUCUCAAGAUUAGUUAAGCAGUCGAGAUAAAAAAUGACGUAUUGGCUUCCACUGGAAUCAAAUCCUGAUGUUAUGAACAAGUUCCUCUACAAUCUCGGGGUUCCUAAGAAGUGGCAGAUUGUGGAUGUGUAUGGAUUGGACCCUGAUCUUCUUGCUGUGGUGCCUCAGCCAGUGCUGGCCUUGCUGCUGCUCUUCCCCAUCUCUGAGAAGUAUGAGCAGUAUUGUGCUGCACAGGAUGCUCAGAUCAAGGAGAAGGGACAGACUUUGUCCCCUGAGGUGUUCUACAUGAAACAGUUUGUGCAUAACGCUUGCGGAACUGUGGCUCUAGUGCACAGUGUUGCCAACAAUACGGACAAGAUUCAGCUGGAGGAUGGAGUUUUGAAGAAAUUUAUAGACGAUGGCAAGUCUCUGACGCCUGAGCAGAGAGGGGAGUUGCUGCAGAAUAACGAAGGAGUGUCUUCGGCUCAUCAGUCUCUCGCCCUAGAAGGACAGUCAGAGGCUCCGGACCCAAGUGAACCCGUCAACUUCCACUUCAUUGCUUUUGUCUGCAAAGAUGGUCAACUGUACGAGUUGGAUGGUAGAAGGUCAUUCCCGAUAAACCAUGGAGCUUCUUCACCUGAUACUCUCCUCGAGGAUGGAGUACGAGUCGUCCGAGAAUACAUGUCUCGUGAUCCAGACGACAUCCGCUUCACCGUCACAGCUCUGACCGGGGGAGCCGAGUGACCACAGAACACCUAAUAUACAAACAUGUUCCUUUGUAUUGUAUGUGUGUGAAUAGUCAAUAUUGAUCAUAUGUAAAACUCAGACUCUUUAAUUUCCAAAAGUAUUUUGUUUUCAGCCAAUAUAAUAUCAGCAAUGUAAAUAGAAUUGACACAUUAUUUAAACUAUUUUGUCCGAUUUCACAAGGAUACAGAUCUUUUUAGUUGAAACAGAGAUAUGAUAUAAAAUACAAUGAUUUUUUUUUAAAUUACCAUACCAUUUAUAAAAAAGGUAAUACCAUAUUUGUAAAAUUUAUUGAACUACGAAAGUGAACUAUUUUUAAGUACUAGGUAAAUAAAAGACUGAAAAUUUUCUUUAGGGUGAUAGGAUUGGUGUUUUUAGUUAAACAAAUAAUUUCAAACUUUUGGUCUCAUUGAUACCAAAUAAGAACUUUUGGAUUGUCACGGAGUUACAAUUUUAGAAGUAUUAUUUGAAUAGUUCAGAUUAAGUUGUUUAUUGAAAAAAAAUGUUGUCACAUAAUUUUAAAGUUUGAAUGGUAAGACCAUUGAUAUGAUCAUAAAUCACCUUACUUCUAGCUUGUCAUUGUUUAUUAACAGCUUUAACUUCCCCUCUAACCGUGCCUUUGGCUUAGUGUGAAACUGCUUCGACGGUUGGUUUCAGAUAAGUAUACAGGUGCAAGAUAAUGUGCCUCUUAUGAUAUGUAAUGUGAUGUACUCUGGCAUUUAUUAAAUAUUUAUACAACCUA
Molecule: messenger RNA, 1670 nt
Organism: Macrosteles quadrilineatus (aster leafhopper)
Lineage: Eukaryota; Metazoa; Arthropoda; Insecta; Hemiptera; Cicadellidae
Product: ubiquitin carboxyl-terminal hydrolase isozyme L3-like
Exons: 9
Coding region: 239-928 (229 amino acids)
Biological process (GO): protein deubiquitination; ubiquitin-dependent protein catabolic process
Cellular component (GO): cytoplasm
Molecular function (GO): cysteine-type deubiquitinase activity
Source: RefSeq, a predicted model, not a curated record